UACAUCCCUUCAUCUUGCUUCCCAAGACGACAAAGUAGGUGCUGGUGAGAUUUUAGUUAAGCAUGGUGCCAACAUUGACCAACAAACCAAAGUAAGAAGAAUAUUAUUAUAUCCCAAAUUAAGACAUUUUCCCUAAUAAAUAUCAUCGAUGCUGAAAAUAUGAUCUCUAUUUCAGUUGGGAUACACACCUCUUAUUUUUGCCUGUCACUAUGGAAAUGCUAAGAUGGUUAAUUUCCUGUUGAAGAGUGGGGCAAGUGUCAAUGCUAAAACAAAGAAUGGUUACACACCUCUACACCAGGCUGCACAACAAGGCAACACACACAUCAUUAGUGUCUUACUCCAGCAUGGAGCCAACCCCAAUGCAAUCACUGUGAAUGGAAACACUGCUCUUGCCAUCGCACGUCGCCUCGGUUACAUUUCUGUGGUUGACACUCUAAGAGUACUCACAGAGGAAAUUAUCGCUACAACAACGACAGUGACAGAGAAACACAAGCUAAAUGUGCCAGAGACUAUGACAGAAGUCCUUGAUGUGUCUGACGAAGAGGUGUUAUCUAUAAACUGUAUGUUUUUCUUUAGUUUGGAUAGGUCCUACACAACCACUUACCAAAGUUACUUCCCUGUAAAACAUUAUGGGAUGAUGGGGGAUAUGGUAUACAGUAACAAGGUGUCUUCUCUUGAAAAUGAAAAGGAUUCAUAUAGCUGGGAAAUGGAAAACUUGGACAACAUAGCACUUUCCUCAAGUCCUGCUCAUUCCGGUUUCUUAGUAAGCUUCAUGGUGGAUGCCCGUGGAGGUGCCAUGCGUGGAUGCCGUCACAAUGGUCUACGACUGAUCAUUCCACCACGGAAAUGCAGUGCCCCUACUCGAGUCACCUGUAGACUGGUGAAAAGGCACCGACUGGCAACCAUGCCCCUCAUGGUAGAGGGUGACGGUCUAGCUAGCAGGCUGAUUGAGGUUGGACCCUCUGGAGCCUAUUUCCUUGGGCCGGUGAUUGUGGAGAUCCCUCACUUUGCGGCUCUAAGAGGAAAAGAGAGGGAGCUGGUGAUCUUACGCAGUGAAACAGGAGAGAGUUGGAAAGAGCAUCAUUGUGAAUUCACAGGAGAAGAGCUCAACCAGAUCCUCAACGGCAUGAAUGAGGGACUGGACCCACCAGAAGAGUUGGAGAGAAAGCGAAUCUGUCGCAUUAUCACUCGAGACUUUCCACAGUAUUUUGCUGUGGUGUCAAGAGUUAAGCAGGACAGUAAUCUCAUUGGUCCAGAAGGUGGAAUUCUGAGUAGCACAGUGGUCCCUCAAGUACAGACUGUCUUCCCAGAGGGGGCUCUCACUAAGCGCAUCCGUGUAGGCCUGCAGGCUCAACCAAUGAGUGUUGAUGUAGUGAGGAAGAAUUUGGGUAAUAAAGCCACAUUCAGCCCUAUAGUCACUCUGGAACCGCGGAGGAGGAAAUUCCAUAAACCCAUAACCAUGACCAUCCCUGUCCCGAAGAGCUCCACUGACCCAAUUCUUGGCGGCUUUGAAGGUGGAGAUACUCCUACAUUACGUUUGCUAUGCAGCAUCACAGGUGGGACCACUCCUGCUCAAUGGGAGGAUAUCACUGGGAAUACACCAUUAACAUUCACCAAUGACUGUGUGUCUUUCACCACAAACGUGUCUGCCAGAUUCUGGCUUAUAGACUGCAGGCCGGUGCAGGAGUCGGUGAACUUUGCCACUCAGGUGUAUCGUGAGAUCAUCUGUGUACCUUACAUGGCCAAAUUUGUCAUCUUUGCCAAAACACAUGACCCUAUUGAGGCACGAUUGCGCUGUUUCUGUUUGACUGAUGAUAAAAUACACAAAACUUUGGAGCAGGAAGAAAACUUCACAGAAGUGGCACGUAGCCGAGAUGUGGAGGUAUUAGAAGGAAAACCAAUCUAUGUAGUCUGUUUUGGAAACCUGGUUCCUCUAACGAAAAGUGGCCAGCAUCAUAUCUUCAGCUUCUAUGCCUUUAAAGAGAAUGGACUGGCUCUUCUUAUCAAAAUACGAGACAACUCUCAAGAGCCUUGUGGACGUUUGUCCUUCACAAAAGAGCCAAGAUCUUACAGGACUUUGACUCAUAAUGCAAUAUGCAAUAUAAACAUCACCCUGCCAGCUUACUCAAAGGAUUCAGAUUCAGAUCAAGAACCUGAUGAGGAGAAAAGCCGAAUACUUGAGAAAUGUAAGAUGUCUAAUCUUAUCAAAAUAUGUUGUCUUGCACCAGACACCUUUCCACUUAACUUACUAACUGAGAAUGUAUCUGUAUGCAGAGAUCUACUGCCUGAAAAUGAUACAGAGAAUAGUGCAUUUGAUGACAGAUUUGACAGAGUUAGACAUGAAGCAUUGGUUGACUCCCCCAAUGCCAGCCUAACUGACUUGGAAGGUCCAUUAAGUUCUGAGGAAAAAUGCAAACAGGAGGACAUGGCUGCAACUCCAGAAACAAGCCCUGGUAGCCUCUCAUUAUCACCGAAAAAAACAACUCAGCCUUUACUUGUAAAGACCUCAAAACCAGUAGCAGUCACCCUUAAAGCCAAGACAAGUAAAGUAUCUGUUUCUUUUUCUACUGAGAUGAAGACAACUAAUGAUCAGGCAUCUGAUGUUACAGUUCAUCAUCCAUUGUCAAGCAAGGAGGUGGAUGAACCAAUAAAAAUAGAACAACACAGUGUGAUCACAGGGCCUCUGACAACCUCCAACCCCCCUGAAAUCCCACCAGACAGUUGUGACGAUGACAGUUGUGAGCAGACGUCCCUGAUGACAAGUUCGGUUAAGAGUCCUUUCUCACCUGACACACCAAGUUCUGUAGAGAAUUCAAUGCAAGAAGAAGAUGAUGCAUUUGCAGCACGAUUCAAAGAAGAAGAGCAAAAGAUCUUGGGUCUGGGUGUAGAUCAGCAUUCCCAAGGGGCUACUCCAGACACAACACCAGCACUGACACCCACUGAGGAGGGUACACCAACAAGUGAACAAAAUCCUUUUCUUUUUCAAGAAGGAAAACUUUUUGAGAUGACAAGAAGUGGUGCGAUAGACAUGACAAAAAGGAGUUAUGAGGAGGAAGGUUUUGCAUUUUACCAAAUAGAUCAACCCACUGUAGAAGUCAUAGCUGAAGAAGGAGGUAAUGAAGCUGUUAGAACAUCCGGUGAUGCUGAGAUUGAGAUUGGUUGUGACCCCUCUUUGCAAAUAAAAGCAGAGGAGGAUGAAGACCUCCUUAAAGAGGCUGCAGAUUUAUCUGUGCAUGCUCCUGCUAGUGAUAACCUGGCUUCAGCUACAAAGUCAGAUUUUUCAGAUUCUAAAACCCCCACCAAAAUUUCUGCUUUAACCAAAACCCUAGAGAAGGAUGAAACAAUAUUAGAGAUUAAAUCAGACAAAGUUAUGAGUGAGAAACAUUUUGUAUCAGGUCCUGGUUCCUCUGACAUUGACAUAGCCAAUGUCCAGACAGCAGUGUCUAAAGUUACUAUAUCAGUUUGUUCCCAACAAGACCAAGAGUACUCAGAUUCCUCCCCAGAUGAUCAACACUCAGUAAUAGAACAAACCCAAUCCCCUGAAAAAACUGAAUCCCACAGUAAACUUGUCUUUAACCGUUACAAUGCAGCAUCUCUGUCAUCUAUGCGUAGAAAAGAUAUGUCCACCUCCAAAGAGGAAGAGAAACCCAAAUCCCGAAUUCCUGUUAAGGCCAGCUCCCUAAGGUCUGAAUGUGUAGAACUUGCCAAGGAAAAGAAGUCAAAGUUGCCCAUGAAACCUCAAUCAAGGAGAAAAUCUGAGAAAGACACAGGUCCAUCCAUAGCCUCCAAUUUAACAAAGUCUCCUAAAGCCAAGAGCUUCUGUGAAAGUAAUUCCACCAAAAAAACAGCCAAAAAGGACCAGAAUCAUCCAACAAGCACUGACCUAUCAAUCACAACUAAGAAACUUCCUUCAAGAUUACCAAUUAGGGGAAAGCCUGCUCAACCGGUUCAAACUUCCACACCAACAAAACAAAAAAAGGUCCAACAAACUGACACAAACAAACCGUCCAUUCUAUUUUUUAAAGAUGUUAGUCAAAAGGCAGAUCAUAAGGUAGUGGAUAGAUUAGCUCAGGCAGAGAAAGACAAACAGGAGGCUGUUGCCUUAUCUGACAAUGAAAGCAUCAGCAUCAAUGCCUCAAUAUUGGAGAGUGAACCUUUUACUUACUUCCAAAUGCCUUUCCCUGAGGAUUUCUUGGUUAUUAGGCCCAGAUGGGACAACCCUGUUGAGACACAGAUGGAACGAAUCCCUGCUGAUAGAAUCCAAAGUCAAGUAGAUCGACAGGAUGAGGCUGACAGGAAAGAGGAAUGCCUGUCUAUAAUAGCAGACCACCUUGGUUUCAGCUGGUCAGAAUUGGCUCGAGAGCUUGAAUUCAGUGAGGUACAGAUCAAUCAUUUAAGAAAUGAGAAUCCAAAUUCUCUUCAAGUCCAAAGCCAUGCCCUCAUAAGGCUAUGGAAAGGAAAGGAGGGCAAAAAUACUACAGAGAACACUUUGAUGAGGACACUUACAAAAAUAAAUCGUAUGGACAUUGUUCAUCUCAUCGAAUCAAAAAUCAUCCAGUCCAGUCAAGACCAGUCAUCACACACCUAUGCAGAAAUUGAGCAAACUGUGUCAUUGGAUCAUCGUGAAGGGUUUUCAGCCCUGCAGGAUGACAUGGACAGGCCCAGGCCAGGUUGGCGAGCAGAAGUCACACAAAAAGGAUUAGAACUUGGACCUCUGGUGGGAUCUGUCGAGGAUCUCUCCUGCAAUGUAUCUUUCUUAGAUGAUUCCAAGGAAAAGAGGUUGCUGAAAGACAAAGAGAUGGAUUCAGAGGUGGUCGGGGUCUCAGCACAUAGUUUUUUUGAUAUGGUUGGACUAAGGCAACCAUUCUCAGCCGUUAUCAAAAAAGAUGAUGAACAGAUUAAAGAUACCCUCUGAGGCCGAGACAAAUGCAAUGUGAGAUUUUGGGCACACCCUAUUGGAAAUUUGAGAAUGCCGAGACAGAUUUGGAUGAGUUUUCCUUGGAACUCAAGCAAGAUUCUGAAGAUUAUAUUCCCUCACCUGUCUCCAGUGCAAUGAAUUUCUUUACAUCAAAUGAAAAUACAGAAAAUGCAUCUGCCUCAAUGAAUAAAUAUGAGGUUGCACUUCCAAAGAAACCAAGUGAGAGGGAGAAUUAUAUACAGCUCUGUUGAGACCCGGAUGCAUAAGACACACACUCAGAAAAGCACAGAAGUGAAGGAUGGCCAAGCCAAACAAACCCACCUGGAAUGACUGAAGGACACCCCAGAUUACCUGCGAACGGAUGACCUACAGAAGCACCUGCAUCAGCUGCUUCAAUGCUACUGUACCCCAGAGGUGACUGAAGAGCCUGGUGUAGGGCAAGAUUCAGGACAAACAACAAGGCACCACCUUCUGCAAUGUUUAUUUGGUUGUGGUAGGCAUUUAAUAGAACUUUCUUUAAUAUCUGUAGCCCUUUAUAAUAACUCAGAAUAACUCUUCGCUUGCUUACCAGAUCCCCUUUUAUUUAUUGCUUGAUCUUUUCAUUCAUGGCAAAUAAUGAAACAUUUUAAUUGCAUUAUGGCUGAAUGUUGUUCUUAUUUUGUUCCUGACUGAAUUAAUUUUCUCAUUUUGUGACCAAAGAUAGUGUUAUCUGAAUUGCGGAGCGAUUUCUAUGAAACAUAGAUUUGUGUGUCUGUGUGUGUGUGUGUGUGUGUGUGUGUGUGUAAUUUUGGUUUCUGUGGUAUUGUAGAAGCAGAGGUAAACAUAAUACUGAAAUAUUAAUAUGGGCCAGUUUGGAUGCUGAGCUCAUUGUCUAGCCACUAAGGUGUAAACACAUUUGUAAAUAAUGGACUUUGAAAAUGUUUAAAAACCCUGUUAUAUACUCUUUUGUCUCCUGUAAUUGCUGUACAACUGCAUCAAUGGAUUGCUGUAAUUAAAAACAUGUCAGAUAACUUGCUCAAAAUCUCUCUACAGACCUGAUAAAAUAUCACCAUAAUAUCUUUGGGGCAUGUGAGUUUGUAACCAGUUAAUCAAGUGCAAGCAAUCAGCUAUCAGAUAUAACUGGCUACUGUAUGUAUUUAUACUGGCUAUGACAGAGAUUUAAAAGCAACAAAUAAAUAUCAUGCUGUAGUUUUUUUUAAUACCAGUAAAAUGAGUUUACAUGAGAAUUUAUCAGUUUUAAGUGGAUGAAAUUGUUUUUUCAUGUUCUCCACUAUUAAGGUAUUUCAUAGUGAAAGAAUUCUGUCAUUAUCUAUACAGUACAUUCAGUUAUUCUGUCUAACCUACAGAAUAUGUGUGUGUACUCAGAUCUCCUCUGUGACAAUGCAACGGUUUAUGUUCGUUAAAAACAUUUUUUUUUUCUUUUUCUUUUGAAUAAAUGUUAAAUAAAUUUUCUGUCAUUUUGUGCAGCCCACUCCCCUCCCCACUCAGUAUGACCGAAUUCAAUAAUAAUUUAAAUCUCCCUCAAAAACUGUGCUUGUGGGCUUGACUUGUAUCUUCCCUAUUUGCGAUGCACCUUUAGGGGCUUACAAUAGAACUCAGAACAGGGAGGGAAAGUGUUUAAAA
This is a messenger RNA of Carassius auratus (goldfish), 6541 nucleotides long. Its product is annotated as ankyrin-2-like. Gene Ontology annotation, molecular function: protein binding. Gene Ontology annotation, biological process: signal transduction. The transcript is spliced from 26 exons. The record is from RefSeq and is a predicted model, not a curated record. Bases 224 to 4915 code for a protein of 1563 amino acids. Lineage: Eukaryota; Metazoa; Chordata; Actinopteri; Cypriniformes; Cyprinidae.